AUGGAAUGCAAAGCGGUGGCAAACACCAUAUACGAGGAGAACAUAACACUUAAACAACCAGAGAAUUUCCAAAAUCUGUACACUCCCGACAAGCAUAUGCUGCAGAACCGUGAUGAUGUCAAAGGCGAAUCUUUGAUCUGUGGAAAACUUGAAGAAGCUGUUGCAUGCUCUUCAAUGGAUCCAAUUACUAGAGAUGUAGAGAGGCGAAUGAGCAUGAAACGAGAAUGCUCACAUUCUGAAGCAGUAAUGAGUGAAGACUCGCGAUUGAAGCAAUUUUCUGGUUCACGAUCGAGCAUUGAUCUUGCAAAAACGUGGGCUCGAAGCUAUGGAAGUUUUGCUAGCGGUCUUUUUCGUGGAGCAUUCCAGAAGGUGAAAACAGCAGCCGACAGCUCCGUCUCCUUGAAAGCAGAGGACAGCACUGACAGUGAAGCAGAACAAUCAGAAUCUGGUCAACAAUCCUCCGGCCAUGGAACCAACAUCGUCAGACCAAGAAAGGCAAAAAAGGGACCCUUUGACUUCGAACACCUUAGAAUUGUCCAGAUUGUAUCAUUUAUGAGAAAUAUGCUGAUUAAAGGAAGUCCCGUCGUAGCAAAUGCCCUUCUUAACAACAAAGUUUUGCUCAAACUCACCAAUAGAAGUUGCAUGUCGAUCCCAGACAAAGCUCCGUUUUGCGGUGUUUGA
Messenger RNA from Strongylus vulgaris, 681 nucleotides. Lineage: Eukaryota; Metazoa; Nematoda; Chromadorea; Rhabditida; Strongylidae. The record is from the annotation of a GenBank genome assembly.